Molecule: messenger RNA, 4176 nt
Organism: Trypanosoma rangeli
Lineage: Eukaryota; Euglenozoa; Kinetoplastea; Trypanosomatida; Trypanosomatidae
Exons: 1
Coding region: 1-4176 (1391 amino acids)
Source: RefSeq, a predicted model, not a curated record
AUGCAGAGGCCAAGUUACUCAGAAACGAUGCCCAAAAAGGUGGUGGGUCUCGCACGAGCGAGGAGCCCAGUGGACCCGGACGAUGCCAACAACGGCAGCACCGCCGCGGAGAGCCAAACCCCACACGAUCAACCCGCGGAGUUGCCGUGUGCGUCAGGCUUGAAUCCCCUUAAGAACACCAGUACCGCCUCCGCCGUGUUGUCUUCAGGCGCGACGCAGGUGGUGCAUUCCCUGGAGGAGGGCAACGCGCUGAUGAAGCGGCUACGACAACUGGAGAGUGAAAAUGCUUCCCUUGCCAACGCUCUUACGAAGGUGUGUGACGAUAACGCGAGGCUGGCAAGGCACGUCAGUCAGCAAGAGGAGAAAUGCACAGAGUUAUCCACCAGUCCUUUUGCGGGGACAUCCGUGUUGCACUCCCUCUUUGAGCCAGAGAAGACGGGCUGGUUUGGUGGCUCGAAGGCUGCGGCACGCGAGGGUUUGGAGCAGCUGAUGCAGGAACUGCAAAACGAGUUUGUUGAGUACCAGGCGAGUCACGCCUCCUCCAAUGAUGAGGUACAGGCGCUCAUUGGCGAACUGCAGAAUGCACACAUGAAUGCGCAGAGACUCUCGGCCAUUGUGCAUGAGCAGCAGGAUGUGAUCAGCCGCGGGCCGUUGAGCGUCGCCGUUCGCAUUCUCCCUAGUCAGACGGAGGCGGAGCGGGUUUUGCUGAACGACUUACGGCUUGAGUUGGAGCGUCGCUCGGAGCGUGAGCAGGAGCUUCGGCAGGAGCUCCGCAGCACACGAGAGGAGUUGCAGAUAAAAACAGUAGAAAACACCCGACUGCAGCGGGACCUGCAGUCUUUACGCCAGGAGGGCAGCCACACCAAUGAGGUGGAACUGCAGUACAUGAAUGAUGAAAUCGCGCGGCUGAAGACGGAAGUGGCGCAGCUGCAGAAGGCCCUGACAACGGAAGAGCAACUGCAUAAGCUUAAGGUGAACGAGAACAAUAUGCUGUUGCAACGACUGAAUGAAGCAGAGAACCGGCCACGUGCACCCGCCACUGAGGAGCGGACACCGCCGCAGGAGCUACCGUGCGAUAGAUGCAGCAAGCUGCAGCAGGAAUGCGACGUCUUGAAUGGUCGCCUGCAGACGGUCACGCGGGAGGUGCAGCAACUGGAGGUGCGGUUGUCGGAGCUGAGGCAGGCGAACGAGCUGGAGGUGGACGAGCUGCAACGAGAGAAGGCGGGACUUGAACAGAAAUUAUACCACAGCGUCGCGCGUGACACGCUGACGGCGGCGGAGGCGCGGAACAAACAACUUUCGCAGGAGCUCGAGUUCACUGCCUCGCGGGCGAAGCAACUGGAGGAGCUCCUCGAGCAGGAAAGAGAGCAACGCGCAAGCGCCGCGUCCAGAAGCGGCGACAGGGGUGAAUCCACGCUGGACGACUUAGAGAUCCUUAGCACGCUAGAGCGCAAUAAGGCGCGCGUUGAACGCGUGGAGUUUCAGCGCAAUCAACUCAUUGAAGAGGUGAAGCAGCUCCGCGCGGUUGCUGCGGCGAAGGAGGAGGAACUCAUCCGGCUCACACGUGCCUCUCAGGAGGACAAGCAACGCAUUAACUUUCUCUUGAAGCGCUGUGUGACGCUAACGAGUGACCUCAACAGCAGCGUUACCGCGAAAGACGCACUCGUCGAGGAGAAGGAGGCCGCACAGCUGGAGCUUAAAAAGUUGCGGCGCGAGAGCGAGGAGACGGUGAAGCUGCACCAAAAUUUGGCGGAGCUGAGGCAAAAGAAUGAUGCCCUGCAGGAUCGUCUUUCAAACGUGGAGGUACUGGAGAAUGAGCUCGUCAAGGCGAAGGAGACCAUUGCGUACAUGGAGCUGGCGCAGAGUCGCACGAUAAACGUGAGCCAAUACGCCGAGCUGCAGUCACAGAACUCAAAGCUGUCAAACACGUUGGAGCCGAUUAAGAAGCAAUUGGAGGAGGCACGAAGGGAGUUGGGGCGCAUCAAGGAAGAAAACGAGAGCCUCCACGCGGUGCUGACACGGCAGCAGAACACGAUCAAAUCACACGAGGAGCAGGCAGCGGCACUGCAGGCGAACGAUGCCAAAAUGCGUGAAAAGGUAAAUCAACUCAGCGGUGAAAAUGCACGCCUACGGGACGUGAAUGAGACGCUGGAGGCGCAGAUGACGAACAUGCAGGAUGGCAUCAAGGAGAUGGCAGUGAAGUUGGAGCAGGAGCGUACGCGCGCCCAGGUGGCGGCGGAGGCCACAUACAAGGAGGAGAAUGCUCAGCUGCAGCGCAAACUCGACGCGGCAAACGCAACGCUGGCGACGGUGCGUGCUACACAAGACAACUUUGUUCCGGAAGCCAUUCAUAAGACGACCUUGGCGGAGAAGGGGCGGGUCAGCGAGGAGUUGAGGCAGAAGACCUUUGACCUUGACAAGCUAAAGUCUGAGAUUCUCAUUUACCGUCAAACCAUCGAUGACCUGGAGACGGAGAAUGAGGAGCACGUGCGGCAGAUUGAGUCUUUGCAGGCGACACACCAAAAGGAGCGUGGCGCCACCGCCGAGCGACUGGCGGCGGAAGCGAAGAAAAUUGCCGGGCUUAAUGAGGAACUGGAGGAACUUCGAAGUCGGGUGGGUAAUUUGCAGCAGAGCGAGGAACGAUUGCUGUUGCAUCAAAAGGAAAUGGAGACGGCGGCGCAGAAACACCGUCGGGCCUUUGAGGACAAGUGCCGGCAGGAGGAAAAACUUCUGGAAACAGUUGCCGCGAUAAACCAAGAGAUGGAAGUACAGCGGGAGGAGCUGAACAGGGCAAGGAGUGCGGUUGUGGAUUAUAAAGAGAAGCAUGAGAAGCUGGAGGCCGAGGUGUCGGCUGGGGCGGCACACAAACUGCGCCAACAGCAGGAUAUGGAGGUGGAGCUUGAGAGGCUUUGUGAAGAGAUUCGACGUCUGCAUGCGGAGAAGAGAGCUAUAGAGUUAGAUUUUUGGAGGCUGCGAGAGGCCACAAAGAGUGAUGGCCCUAGUACGAAUAUAAAGGCUAAUUGCCAUGACAAUGGUGAGGAUGUGAGUAGCAAUAGUCAUGCUGCUGCCGCUGCUGUGACUAAAGAGAGCUGCGCCAGUGACCGCAGUGGUUUUUGUAGCAUAGAUGCGGCAACGCCAUCCGCAGACGCAGCCGCUCAAUACGCUCGGGCGGAGCAGCUGCAGAUGUCGCUCAUACAGGCUCAGCGUCAGCUGGAGGAGCAGAAGCGGUACAACACAGAGGCGGCGGAGACGUUUGUCAAGGCGCUUGACAAGGCAGACACCGAGGCUGCAGCGCUACUUGAGCGAGUGCAGCAAUUGGAGAGUGAGCUCCAUCGCAAGGCGCAGGACAGCGACGAUCCGCUUAGUUUAGCCUCUGGACAGUCAAGGAAGAGGAGGAAGAAGGUGGCCAAGAAAUGCCUUUCAACCAUGGCCCACGUCGAAGAACUACAGGGGACAGACGUAUUGGUGCUGGCUGCCGCUGAUGGGGCGGUGAAGCAGCAGCAACAAGCACAGCUCCAGCAACGACGAGAUACAAUAGAGAAACUUGAGCAGGAGGUCUUAGUGCUGCGGGCUGAGAAUGCACGACACAAGGAGAAUGUCGCUACUCUCACGCAGGAAUUAGUAGACGCCCGUGAUGAUCUGGAACUUGCAACCAAAGACGUUGACUCUCGGACUACAGAGCUGUAUGAGCAGAUUCAAUUCCUGGAAUCGCAGUUACGGAGUCACUCAGCUGAUGCCCAGAAAGACACGGAUUCACAUCGACUCGUGACGGGGAGCAGCAGACUGCACUCGGAACUGGGUGAAACUACGAAUGCAGUGAAUACAGUAACGGGUAACCCCGACGCGAAGGUGCAGCGACUGCAGUUGGAGCUGCAGAACCUUGCAAGGGAGCUCGUACAGACGAAGAAUAAACUUGUUGAAUACAUGGCAAUGGCGGAUAGACUUGGCAUUCACUACCCCUUUUCACCAGAUAUGGAAGGAGCUGCGGUGCUUCGGCUUAAGGCGAUGCAGUUUGACUCUGUAACUGGCCGCACGCGUGCAAGCUCGGCUCCGAGGCGACCAUACGCCCCGUCUGUUAGCAAUAAAGCAGCAUCGCAGGGUGUCAGGAAGAAGAAAAGGGCCAAACAUCAGCCAAAGCUGGAGAGUCAAUUUGAUAAACCUUCAGAUUUGCUAUAA